AUGACAAAGCUAUCGAAUGCUCGUGAUCUUCUCGGCAUGGUUUUCUUACCAAUCAUGAACGUAGUUUUGUCACUCAUCCUGAUGGGCUUGCUUAUCUAUGUUUACAUUAACGCAAACGGUCAACCACUGGACUAUACCAUGGGCAAGAUGAAAAUACCCUCAGUAAUAUCAUUGCUUACGACACUUCUCAAAAUGUGUAUAGCAGGUGGUAUUGGCUAUGCUGUGUCUGAAUAUAAAUGGGUGCGUCUGCAGGAUGGCGGGGCUCUCAGCUUGCUUGACGUUUACGACGCAUGCACUCGAGGAGUUGGCGGUGCCAUCCGUGUCAUGCUAUCGAUCCGCCUCGACUACAUAAUCUUACCGGCAGUGAUAUUCCAACUCGGCCUUAUUACGAUUGGUCCAGCUACACAAGUCGUGCUCACUACCUACGCGGACCAAACUAAUUGCACAAGUCCCACUGAAAUGUACAAUGGACGAAUGCAUUUCAACAAUUUUUCUCUAAACGACUUAUCAUCGUUCGGCUAUCCCUUUGAUCAGCGCCUCAAUUAUGGCUUGAAAAAGCAAUAUGUUGUCAUCUUUGGCUUCGACUCAACACCGUAUCAAACAGCCAUGCCACUUAACUACUGGUAUAUGGUAAACUCGACAGGCUUGACGUUCGCAGAUAUUCCUAUGUUCUACACGGACAUCGAAUGUCAAGACGGGACUUUCGACGAAACUCAAAUCAUAAGCCCAACGACAAGAACUGCUAUUACCUUGGCUGAAUUUUACGGCAGUACGCAGCCCGUCGCUCCGCGUGUAUACUACGCUGGCUCUAUGUACAAUAGGACGAUUUAUGAUAUACAGCAUGCCAGAGUACCUUCGUUGAUGAAUGACGAAUUCAAUCCAGCACUCCGCGCCUUUGUAGGAGAUCAGACAUUUGUUGCGCUGUCGCAUCAAGGACGGGCUUCAAAGGAAACGAUAGAGCGGCCGGAAGACGCAUUUGUCCAAGAAUGCACCAUUCGUACACACAUGGCGCUCAACAACAUUACGACAGGAACAGGAGGUGGUUUCUUCUUUGAGCCUGGCCCAAGAGAGCCUAUUGAAAUGGAUUACGACCUCUUGAUUAACUCAUCAUUCUGGUACGAUCAUCCUCUUGGUCCAGCACGAGCCAUGCAAAACGCUUACGCCUAUCAACUGACACUUAUGGCAGCGAUGACCGGAUUCAGAGAAAGCGCGUUUCAAGACCGAUUGGCAGACACCUGGGCAAGCAAUAACCCUGACCGCAAUACGCUCGAGAAUUUUUUGCGUGCCGCAUUUAACCAGAGCGACGUGGCACUGUCUAUUGUCAAUCCCACGACUGCCACAUCCGUUGUAUACGCCCAUGCCUGCUAUCCCAUAGAUCCAGUGUAUACUUUGAAUGCACCAUCAUUUUACACCGUGUCGUUGAUAGCAAUUCUGCCUUUACUUUGGUGGGUCAUCAUGUGGAUCAUCAGUCUCUAUCAGACAAACGGCGUCUCCCGCGGCAAUUCACAGAUUGCGCUGCUUGUCACUGGGUUCACAAAAAAAGCGGCCGAGCAAUUUAAAGGAUAUUCGCACGCAGGUCAGCGGACCCUCUUCCAGAAAGCCAGCACAGUCGACGUUACAUUCGGUGAAGUCAAAAGAAUGGACAACAAAUCCGGGCACAUUGCAUUCGGUCUAGAGAACGAGCUUCAUCCACUCAGAGCUCGCCGGAGGUCGAUUUCCAGAGCAUAA
Zychaea mexicana is the source of this 1728-nucleotide messenger RNA. RefSeq lists its product as uncharacterized. The transcript is spliced from 3 exons. NCBI's taxonomy places the organism in Eukaryota, Fungi, Mucoromycota, Mucoromycetes, Mucorales, Lichtheimiaceae. Bases 1 to 1728 code for a protein of 575 amino acids. The record is from RefSeq and is a predicted model, not a curated record.